This is a messenger RNA of Salvelinus fontinalis (brook trout), 1511 nucleotides long. RefSeq names its product neuropeptide-like protein C4orf48 homolog. Lineage: Eukaryota; Metazoa; Chordata; Actinopteri; Salmoniformes; Salmonidae. The transcript is spliced from 4 exons. The coding region runs from base 141 to 413 and encodes 90 amino acids. The record is from RefSeq and is a predicted model, not a curated record.
CGCAUGCGCCUUCUGCCCUUUGAAUUAAUAUUCAACAGAAUCGUCUUGAGGUGGGCGUCUUUCGGCAGGCUAAAUUGUUUUUAUUUUCUUUAAAAUAUCACCCACAGUCUUUCUCUUGACAUCCUGCAUCGAGCAUCAGUAUGGUAUCGAGCGGCUAUUUGCAAGCGGUGAUGCUGCUAUUAGCCGUGCAGCUCCUGUGUUUUAGGCCAAGUGAUGCGGAGCAGGAGGCAGGGACAGUAAUCCCUGCUGAAAGUCGGCCCUGUGUGGACUGUCAUGCAUUUGAAUUCAUGCAGAGGGCACUACAAGACCUUAAGAAGACUGCUUUUAACCUUGAUGCCCGGACUGAGACCCUGGUGUUGAGGGCAGAGAGGCGAGCCCUGUGUGACUGCAUGCCCACUAAUACCCUGCGCUAAGUGGAGUAGUGAUGUGCCCCCCCCAUGGCAACCAACCAACCCCACACCCCCAAUGGCCGGACACUUACUUUUACCCACUACAAACAACGCCUGGACUAGACAGUUGUCUCUCUGAGCUUCCUUCAUAUGGAAUAUUGUACCAUUUAGUUUGCUAAUUUGUACAACAGACACUUUAUUUUCUUUGCUAACAUAUCACUAUUGAUAUUGCAGUGGUUUAAUUAUUUAAAGAUAAGAUUUCAUUUUAUGAGUUUAGAUAAGCCAGUCAUGCGUUACUAUGGCAUGUAGGGCAAAGCCAACAACAGCUAGCCUAUUGUCCCAGAACUCAUGUCCAUGUCUUAUCUGAGGGAUUGUCUUAUCUGAGGGAUUGUCUUAUCUGAGGGAUUUUGUGAAAUAAAAUACGAUUUACACUUUACACAUUUAAGUUAAAGAAAAAACACUUUCAAUUUGGAUGUAACCUAUCACAAAACCUAUAAUUUGUGCUAUAGCAUAGUAGAUCUGUAUAUAGGUUCAAUGGACAGACUCCUUUUAUUAAAUGUGUGCCAAUAUGAUCAGGAUAAUUCACAUAUACAUAGAUACACGCAAAGCAGCAGCAUUACAUUCAAAAUAGUUGUUAAUUCAUAAUAACAUAACAAGUGUCUUGGAAAGUUAUCUUUUAUUGGCGUGGCAACACCAGGCCUUUAGAAUAAGUGUACUUUUUAGGUGUAUGUGGUACCAUGCAUGUUUAUAGGGUGUAGGCCUACACUCAUCUCAACCAGUUGUUUAUGGCAAUCAGUUGUCUGAGGCACUUCAUCCUUUGUUAUAUUCAUCAUAUCUUUUGUCUUUAUUCUGUCUAUCUGAACUGUAUGAAGAUAAGAGAGUUGGAUGAUGUAGCGGUCAGGAGAAUAUAGACAAACAAACGCAUAUUUACCACUAAGACAUAGGGACUGUAGAAUAUUGACAUUGUAUUGCUAAAAUGGUAACUACAGAGGAGAAUUAUUAAUGAUAAUAAUGCUUUGUGUUUGUGUUGUUGCUUUUUUUGUUUCAAUACGUCAAUAAGCUGCUUUUAGUAAUGUCUUGUAUGUUUUAUUUGGUAUUAAAGUCAUAACUUUCGUCACUGUC